This is a messenger RNA of Rubroshorea leprosula, 713 nucleotides long. Lineage: Eukaryota; Viridiplantae; Streptophyta; Magnoliopsida; Malvales; Dipterocarpaceae. The record is from the annotation of a GenBank genome assembly.
GGAUAUUAGUGUUAGUCUUUUUGGUGUUGACGCUGAUACAUUUGUGUCAUGCUUUUCAAUAUUGGAAUCACUGUUUACUUAAUUGAUGCAUUUGUUUUUCUAUUUGCGUCAAUUCUCCUUCUAUUUGCGUCCAUAUUUUCUCACGCAGAUGGGGUUGCAUUUAUAUAAGCGGUUAACUCGCGUGAAGAAUCAGGGGUCGUGCGGAAGUUGCUGGGCGUUUGAGACUGUGACGGCGAUGGAAGGGAUAAACCAUAUUGUCACCGAAAACUUGACGGAGCCGUCGAAACAAGUGCUGAUCGAUUGUGAUACCACGUACAACAACGGGUGCAAUGGAGGUCUGAUGGGUUGUGCAUUUCCCUUCAUUGUUUCUAAUGGUGGGCUUCGCAAUGAGGAAGACUACCCAUAUAUCAUGGAGGAAGAAACUUGUUCUUCGAUGAGAAAGGCACUAGCAAGCGUGGCCAUUGAGGCUUCUGCGUGAGACUUCCAAUUUUACUGCUGGGGGUCAAGCGAAUGAAUCAAGCUUGAAUUGUUUGUUAAGAACUCUAUCGAUUCUUUUAUAUAUUAAUGUUAUAAUUUUCAUUUGAACUUUGAAUCCCAAGAACCUGUGAUUAGAUUUCUACUCUGUAUGAAUUUAUUAUGAAUUGAUCAUGAAAUUGAAGAAGUUUCUAAUAUGGUGAUCGAGGAACCUCAAAUAAUAAAAAUGUCAUGAUAAU